Arthroderma uncinatum is the source of this 2406-nucleotide messenger RNA. Its product is annotated as E3 ubiquitin-protein ligase RSP5. Gene Ontology annotation, molecular function: protein binding; ubiquitin protein ligase activity. The record is from RefSeq and is a predicted model, not a curated record. Lineage: Eukaryota; Fungi; Ascomycota; Eurotiomycetes; Onygenales; Arthrodermataceae. Gene Ontology annotation, biological process: ubiquitin-dependent protein catabolic process. The transcript has 10 exons. The coding region runs from base 1 to 2406 and encodes 801 amino acids.
AUGGGCUCCAACCUGCCAGCGCAACCGAAUCUUAGGGUCACCAUCAUUGCUGCCGAUGGUUUAUACAAACGCGAUGUCUUCCGGUUCCCGGAUCCCUUUGCGGUUGCAACCGUUGGCGGUGAACAGACCCAUACUACGUCCGUCAUAAAGAAGACCCUGAACCCAUACUGGAAUGAGAUGUUUGACCUGAAAGUCACGGAGGAUAGCAUACUCGCGAUACAGAUCUUCGACCAGAAAAAGUUCAAGAAAAAGGACCAAGGGUUCUUGGGAGUGAUCAACAUCCAGAUGCUUACCCGAGAUCUAAAGAAGUCAAACGACAAUCUUGUGGUUCAUGGUAAGCUGAUACUUAACCUUUCUACAAACCUCUCCACGCCCGUUCCGACGACGCAAAACGGAGCUACACGGCCGAUCAACAACAGCAGCACUUCUACCUCACCUGCCCCCGCUGCUCAAAUCUCGCCAUCGGUUCCAACACCGCUGUCUGCCCCGCGGCCCAGCUCCACCGCUUUAGAGCCUCCGGUCAGCAGCUCUAGUUCUCAUUUAACACCUUCACAUCCUCCCCCAACGUCCACAGCCAUGGCGCCCGUUAACGGUUCACCUCAACAACCCACGGUACCGGCUCGAGGAGGCAAUAUAAGCAGCUCAUUUGAGGACAGCCAAGGUAGGCUGCCUACCGGCUGGGAGCGACGAGAGGAUAACCUAGGCCGAACCUACUAUGUGGAUCACAACACCCGUACGACCACCUGGAAUCGACCCUCGCAGAAUUACAAUGAGCAGACACAACGGACUCAAAUGGAAGCCAAUAUGCAGAUGGAACGUCGGGCCCAUCGGAGUCGAAUGCUUCCAGAGGAUCGCACUGGCGCAAACUCGCCCGACUCGCAACAAGCUCAGACUCCGCCUACCACCGCCCCAACUGCGAGUGCCGUCUCCAUGAUGGCUAGUAAUACCACUACUCCUGGAACUGGCGAACUUCCUCCUGGGUGGGAACAACGCUUCACUCCAGAAGGCCGCCCGUAUUACGUUGAUCACAAUACACGAACCACGACAUGGGUAGACCCACGCCAGCAACAAUAUAUUCAGAUGUAUGGUCCCGAAACGGGUAGCCAGCUCACGGCGCAGACUGUCAAUCACCUCGGCGCAUUACCGAGUGGCUGGGAAAUGCGCUUAACAAACACUGCCCGAGUAUACUUUGUGGACCACAAUACCAAAACUACUACAUGGGACGAUCCUCGGCUACCGUCAUCUCUCGACCAAGGCGUGCCACAAUACAAGCGUGACUUCCGACGCAAACUGAUAUAUUUCAGGUCUCAACCUGGUCUAAGGAUAAUGUCAGGCCAAUGCCAUGUCAAAGUCCGACGUGGCGCUAUAUUUGAGGAUUCUUUUGCCGAAAUAAUGAGACAAAGCCCCGCUGACCUAAAGAAACGUUUAAUGAUCAAAUUCGACGGAGAGGAUGGUUUAGAUUAUGGAGGCCUCUCAAGAGAAUUCUUCUUCUUACUUUCCCAUGAAAUGUUCAAUCCGUUCUAUUGUUUGUUUGAAUAUUCCGCUCAUGAUAAUUAUACCCUUCAGAUAAAUCCCCAUUCCGGAAUUAACCCUGAACAUUUGAAUUACUUCAAGUUCAUCGGCCGUGUGGUUGGACUUGCGAUUUUCCAUCGUCGCUUCUUGGACUCAUUCUUCAUUGGGGCUUUCUACAAAAUGAUGCUAAGAAAGAAAGUAACUUUGCAAGAUAUGGAAGGUGUUGAUGAGGAUUUCCAUCGAAAUCUGACGUGGACCCUGGAGAAUGAUAUCGAGGGUAUCAUUGAACUUACCUUUUCCAUUGAUGACGAACAAUUUGGCGAGCGCAGGUCAAUAGAUUUGAUUCCUAACGGAAGAAACAUCCCGGUCACAAAUGAAAAUAAAAAGCAAUACGUGGAAUUAGUGACUGAAUGGAAGAUUCAAAAGAGGGUGGAAGAGCAGUUUAAUUCUUUUAUUGCUGGAUUCAACGAACUUAUACCUGCUGACCUUGUCAACGUCUUCGAUGAACGCGAGCUUGAGCUUCUCAUCGGAGGUAUUGCCGAUAUCCAUAUUGACGACUGGAAGAAACACACCGAUUACCGUGGCUACCAGGAAGAUGAUGAAGUAAUUCAGAACUUCUGGAAGGUCAUAAGGGGCUGGGAUGCGGAACAGAAAUCCCGAUUGUUGCAGUUCGCAACUGGAACAUCGCGUAUCCCUGUCAAUGGUUUUAAAGACCUGCAAGGAAGCGACGGACCGAGGAGGUUCACAAUUGAGAAAUCAGGGGAUAUCAAUGCGUUACCGAAAUCCCAUACUUGCUUCAACCGACUUGACCUUCCCCCAUAUAAAUCGUAUGAAGCUUUACAGAACAAGCUCACCAUUGCUGUUGAAGAGACCCUCGGUUUCGGUCAAGAAUAA